AGGAUUCAUUGAAAGAAGAUCUUCAGAAAGCAGAUCUUGUUAUUAGUCACGCAGGUGCAGGAAACUGGAGAUUCUGGAAAAAAUAAAGCCACUUGUAGUGGUUAUAAAUGAAAAGUUUAUGAACAAUCAUCAGCUGGAAUUGGCAAAGCAGCUACACAAAGACGGGCAUCUCUUCUACUGUACCUGCAGCAUGCUUCCUGGGCUGUUACAGUCAACGAACUUAUCCACACUGAAAUGAUUUCCUCAUGGCCAGCCAGAAAAAUUUUCUGCAUUUUUGUAUGAAGUUGUUGGAUCACUAAAAUAAACAGUAAACUCUCAACACUUGGAAAACACCCCUGAAAUACAACCUAUGGAAUGUGGUUAAAUCAAAUUAAAUAUAUACUAUAUAUAUUUACAGAAUAAUAUGUUAAUAAACUUUCUACAUCUAUAGAAUGUAUAGAAAAUUUUGUGAUGUGAAUAUAAGCAUUUGGGUCCAUAUUCUAAUGCAAUUUAGUAAAUUCAUUAGAU
Ceratotherium simum simum (southern white rhinoceros) is the source of this 507-nucleotide messenger RNA. The record is from RefSeq and is a predicted model, not a curated record. Lineage: Eukaryota; Metazoa; Chordata; Mammalia; Perissodactyla; Rhinocerotidae.